Python bivittatus (Burmese python) is the source of this 1530-nucleotide messenger RNA. RefSeq lists its product as uncharacterized. Gene Ontology annotation, biological process: protein phosphorylation. Gene Ontology annotation, molecular function: ATP binding; protein kinase activity. NCBI's taxonomy places the organism in Eukaryota, Metazoa, Chordata, Lepidosauria, Squamata, Pythonidae. The record is from RefSeq and is a predicted model, not a curated record.
AUGGAGCAGUAUGAGCCCAUCUUCAGCAUCGGCCAGGGCUCCAGCGCCGAAGUCUUCCUGAUGAGGAACGCGAGGACAAAGCAGCUGUUUGCCGUGAAGAAGGUCAGGACGGUCCCUGGGAAGAGGCUGCGGAGCAAAGAGGCCAUCCUGCGGGAAGUGGCCAUCCUGCGGCAGCUCCAGCACCCCCACGUGGUCGCCUGCCACGACCACUUCUUGGACACUGAGGAGGCGCAUGUUUUCAUCGUGCAAGAGUAUUGUGAUGGGGGCUCCCUUGACCAGCACAUCCGGAAAGGGGGGCCCUUCCCUGAGAGCGUCAUCAUGCAGUGGUUUGUGCAGCUGGCCAUGGCGGUGCGAUACAUCCACACCCUGAAAAUCUUGCACCGGGACAUCAAAGCGUCCAACGUCUUCCUCACUCAGACGUGGAUUCUCAAGCUGGGGGACUUUGGCAUCUCAAAGGUGAUGGACGGCACCCUGGAGCUGGCCAGCACCUUUGUGGGCACGCCCUACUACCUCAGCCCUGAGCUCUGCAGGGACCUGCCCUACAGCUCCAAGGCAGACAUCUGGGCCCUGGGCUGCGUCCUUUUUGAGAUGUGUGCCCUCCAGCCGCCCUUCCAAGCGUUCAGCCUGAUCAGCUUGUUCCACAAGAUUGUGAACUGCAGCCCCAGUCCCGUCCCUGCCUGCUACCCAGCCCCCCUGCAUGGCUUGAUCCAAACCAUCUUGCAAAAGGACCCUGAAGCGCGGCCCAGCGCCAGCACCAUCCUCGCCCUCCCGUACGUGCAGCAGCAUCUCAGCCUUUACUUCCUCCACCGGGACCCUCGGCUUCCCUGCCAGCUGCAGCCGGAAACCUUUCCCGAACGAGAGGGGGUUAAGCGCCGUCUGUCCGAGGCAGUCCCAGACGGCGCCCUGGACUCCCCCAGCGGUGAAGCUGGGGCACCGGGCCCUGCCUGGCUUCCCUCUCUACAGCCGUGCUGGGACCUCGAGGACAGCCCGAGCGUCUGCAGCAGCAGCAGCGGCUCACAGUACUCGGCAGACUUUGAAGUCACAAGUGCUUCUUCCGUCAGCAGCAGCUCAGAUGAAGAUCUACCUGUCCACACCGAUGCCACAGAGAUGGCGACCGAAUCUUCUUCUGAGGAAAACUGGGACCCCGGUGACUUUGAGGACUCAGAGGAGGCAGCCCUGGCAGAAGCAGUGGACAACCUUGAAUGGGCCAUGCAAGAGAACAGGUCCUCUCCAGCUCUCGGGAGCUCGCAGAAGCGCAUCGGUGACUUUGGUGGAAGCGACUCCAGCAGUUUCACCUCCAAGGACUCGGAGCACCUAUCAUGUUCAGAAGACUCUGAGCACGCAGAGGUUUGCCACUUGCUGCAACAACUGAACCUGAAACAUGGUGAGGGGAACGCCAGAUGCAACCCAAAGCGAAUGGAACAAAAAGUCCGCCUAGAAGACGGGGUACCUCCCACCUAUAGCCAGAAACAUUUGACUGCAAACUCGCCUCUGCCAGAAUUGGCCACUAACUACUCCAAGAGAAACUGA